This is a messenger RNA of Ornithorhynchus anatinus (platypus), 1937 nucleotides long. It is a transcript of the gene QPCT, whose product is annotated as glutaminyl-peptide cyclotransferase. The record is from RefSeq and is a predicted model, not a curated record. Gene Ontology annotation, molecular function: zinc ion binding; glutaminyl-peptide cyclotransferase activity. The transcript has 7 exons. Bases 486 to 1454 code for a protein of 322 amino acids. NCBI's taxonomy places the organism in Eukaryota, Metazoa, Chordata, Mammalia, Monotremata, Ornithorhynchidae.
CAAACAAUUUCUUCAUCCUCGCUUUUCCAUUUGCAUAACCAGUUGUGAAAUUACCGGUGGCGUUUGAAAUUUAGGAGUCUUACUUCAUGGCGGAAAUGUUCUCCGGAGAAAAGCGAUCUAACGAUGCUAAUAAAAGCAGGCGAGGUGAAAAGGUUUAAUCGAAGGUCUGAUAGUACAGUAGGUAUACUGUCAACUCAUCCAAAAGAUGUUUUAACUUUCUGUUCAUUCAACCCGUGUUUACUUGAUUCCUUGGAAAGAGCCAAAGGAUAUGUCCACCGGAAUGUAGUGGGCUGGGGGCUUUUGUGUGAAUAAGAGAAGAUAUUUUGACUUUAAGCAUUUUGACUGGUUUAAUCUGAAAUGAAGACGAAAUGAAUUUUGUUGGACAAGACAUCUCUUUUAUAGUGGUUUUCAACAUAAUUUCAAAUCGAUGCAAUAUGAUUUUUAAUUGGUUUUGAAGCACCGUACCAUGCUCCGAUGCCCCCCGAAUGUAUCACCAUGAACCUCAUGUUUUGGAUGCCGUUGAUGUCCAGCAAGUAGCCGCAGGGACCAAUAUUUCUGAAAUGUGGCAAGAUGACUUACAACCUUUGCUGAUCGAAAGAUACCCAGGAUCACCGGGAAGUCAUAUGGCUCGCCAGCAUAUCAUCCGGCGCCUUGGGAGACUCCGGGCAGGCUGGGAGCUGGAAGUAGACACUUUCGAGAGCCCCACCCCGUACGGUUACCGGACGUUUUCUAAUAUCGUGGCCACCCUCAAUCCUCCCGCCAAGCGCCACCUGGUACUCGCCUGCCACUACGACUCCAAGUAUUUUCCACACUGGGAUAACAGAGUGUUUGUGGGAGCCUCCGAUUCGGCUGUGCCCUGCGCAAUGUUGCUGACUUUAGCCCGCUCCUUGGACAAGAGGCUUCUUCCCUUGAAGAAUAAUUUAGCUUCCAGACCAGACCUGUCUCUCCAGCUCAUUUUCUUUGAUGGGGAAGAGGCUUUUCUUCACUGGUCUCCUCAAGAUUCCCUGUACGGAUCUCAGCACUUAGCCCAGAAGAUGGAAUCUACCCCUCACCCACCUGGAGCAACGAACACAAACCAGCUGCACGGCAUUGAUUUGUUUGUGCUCCUGGAUCUGAUGGGGGCUCCAAACCCAAUCUUUCCCAAAUUCUUUCAAAGCCCCGUCCGCUGGUUUAACAGACUCCAAGAAAUUGAGCGGCGACUGCACGGCUUGGGCCUGCUGACGAAUCACUCGCUGGAAAGACGGUACUUCCAGAAUGUCUUGUACCGGGGGCUGAUUGAGGAUGACCAUAUUCCGUUCUUAAGAAGAGGGGUUCCGGUUCUCCAUCUGAUCUCAUCUCCCUUCCCUGUCGUCUGGCACACCAUGGAAGACAACGAAGAAAACUUGGACAGACCAACUAUCGACAACCUUAACAAGAUCAUACAAGUGUUUGUGUUAGAAUACCUUCAUCUGUAAACACUGUGUUUGUGCAUAAUGUUUAAAAUGUUUUCAGAAAUCUGCCGUCAUGCCCCUCUCUCCCAGGGAAUGUCCUAAAAACAGCUGUCCCCCAAAAGAGAUACGUUCAGGUGUCCUCGACUAAGUAAGCCGCAAGCUGGGACCUAAGAUCCGAGACCUCAGAGCGCUUCAAUCACUCCAUCAGUGGUGUUUAUUGAGCGCUUUCUGUUUCUUGUCCUCAGUUUUUAUCUUGAGGCAAAGAGGGAAGAGUCCUCCAGACUCAAGGUGAAGUACCAGAUAACUGGGCCUACCCAAUGUACCCCGGGUGAGUCAAAACCAAUUCACCAGUUCUUUGUUUUGUUUCCAUUAGGGAAGUGAUGUUUAGUUUGUAGUAUGAGUUUUGUGAACCUCAGGUUUGGUAAUUCACUGCGAACAAUAGAGAAGAGAGCUCAAAAUGUGCUGAGAGUAUGGCAGUUUUUGUGGCAUUAAAAUCAGGAUUAAAUA